Lytechinus variegatus (green sea urchin) is the source of this 604-nucleotide messenger RNA. RefSeq names its product mitochondrial import inner membrane translocase subunit TIM14-like. The transcript has 6 exons. Gene Ontology annotation, molecular function: ATPase activator activity. Gene Ontology annotation, biological process: protein import into mitochondrial matrix. The record is from RefSeq and is a predicted model, not a curated record. Gene Ontology annotation, cellular component: PAM complex, Tim23 associated import motor. Lineage: Eukaryota; Metazoa; Echinodermata; Echinoidea; Temnopleuroida; Toxopneustidae. Bases 105 to 443 code for a protein of 112 amino acids.
GAUGCAAUAGCUGCAUGAUAGAAGAACGAUUUGGGAGUUUUUGAUGGAAACAAGUAACGGAAAUCAGGGAUUGUAGACUUCGAAUCAAGUCACGACACAAACAAAUGGCUUCAUCUGUGAUUUUAGCUGGAAUUGGCCUUGCUGCUGUAGGUUAUCUAGGGAGAUUAGCUCUACAGACAGGAAGACUUGUACAGCAGAAUGCCUCAAAGAUGCCCAAGUUUAAUUUUAACACUUAUUACAAAGGAGGAUUUGAACCAAAGAUGUCAAAGAGAGAGGCGAGUUUGAUUCUUGGAGUAAGUGCCUCGGCAUCAAAAUCCAGAGUUAGGGAUGCUCACAGAAAGAUCAUGCUUUUAAACCAUCCUGACAGAGGGGGAUCCCCAUACCUUGCAACCAAGAUCAAUGAAGCAAAGGACUACCUCGAGAGCCAGGGCAAGAAGUUAUGAUAACACCAGGAAGUUAGGACUACCAGAGCCAUAAGCUCCUUGAACAUUAUUGACAUGGACAUUGUGUGGUAAAUUGAUCAAUGCGCAUCUGCAGAGACUUUGAACUUGAGUGAUCGGUGUUCAGUCACCUCAGUGUCCUCCAUGAAUUCAGUGAGAUUUUU